UGUUCUAGACCGAAAUUCAAAAAUCGAAUAUUAUCUGAGUAUAUUCCGGUUAAGUUGGAGUUUCACUAAUCCGGAACUUAUUCUGUUUUUAAUUGGAAAACCUCUGGGAAACCUCCUAAUUGUAAAGAGCUCACGAGAAAAUUGAACAUGUCUGUAAAGUUUUCAGAAAUCAUUGCUGAAAAGUUGUCUUCCUUAAAAUUGGAAGGGCAAAAAUUAUCUACAUUAACACAAAAAGGAAAUGAUGGUCUGGUAGAACAGUUCUUUGCAGAAUCUUUGCAAUUAAAUUUAGAAAAUCACAAAGAAAACUUACAAAGCCAAUUAUACAUUGCAUGCUUUUGGGGCUUUAAUGAAAUUGUGAAAAUUCUGGUUGAAAAGGGUGCAGAUGUAAAUUGGCAAAACAAAAGUACAUUAUGGACUCCACUUCAUGCAGCUACAUUUCAAGAGCACGGAAUGAUUAUAUUAUUUUUAAUAAACUGCAAUGCUUGCACUUAUUCUAAAGAUUCAGAAGGAAGAACUCCUUGCGAUUUCGCUUCGGCUUCUGAAAAAGUGUGGCCAUUAUUUGCUGCUUGUGGUUGUAAUCGAACAUCCAAAAAUGAUUUAAUCCAGAAGAAAGUACUAAGACAGACUAAACAUGGUAACAACAGUGAACUUGGUAACAAUGAAUAUAUUGCGCCAAAAUGUUUUAAUCACAAUGAUGGCAAUGUUUUAGGCGAUGAUUUUGUACCUUCAAACAAACCAUUGAACAUUAAUAUUUGGCGUUAAAGGUUUUUUCAAAAUUGUAAUAGAAAUGAAUUUUCUUGUUAUAUUUAUAAUAUAUUUUAUUAACUGUAUGUUUAGAUAAUCUGUAUAUGGGAAUUAUUGUCAUGAAUAUAUAUUUUAAUUGUGUGA
Molecule: messenger RNA, 888 nt
Organism: Hydra vulgaris (swiftwater hydra)
Lineage: Eukaryota; Metazoa; Cnidaria; Hydrozoa; Anthoathecata; Hydridae
Cellular component (GO): nucleus
Molecular function (GO): protein binding
Source: RefSeq, a predicted model, not a curated record